AUGGACGAUGACGUGCACGGGCCAGCCGCCCCUGAACGUCGUCCACGCGAGCCGUCGCCGACCGCCCGACGCCAGCAACAGGGCACGAUCCUCAAAGUCAACGAUGUGUUGCGAGUGUGUUGCGUCGACGAUGAUAUGGUUGCGGAUGUAUAUGCUCAUGAACACGCCAAGGACGACGACACCGGUCUGUUGUACGGCGGGGGGAUUCGGAUUCGCGUCUAUCGCAACCGAUGCUAUACGGAUGCGCUGUCGUCGACCGACAAGGGCCGAACCCGCGACCGCAGGCACUACAGCAACGUGAGAAUCCCCGUGCUCGCCGUUGAGUACAGCGUACAGCGAAAAGAGCGCACUGCGGCCGAGAGGAUGCCGUUCGGACCAUGCGCAACCAAUGUGUGGUCUGAGAUGUCGCGCCUGACGCUCUGUUCUGUGGCUGAGACUGCCGCGGGCGAUGAUAGUAUCUUCUUCGCUGGUCAGCAACGGAGACUAAGUCUGGCGGGCGGCUGA
Heterobasidion irregulare TC 32-1 is the source of this 504-nucleotide messenger RNA. RefSeq lists its product as uncharacterized. The coding region runs from base 1 to 504 and encodes 167 amino acids. The record is from RefSeq and is a predicted model, not a curated record. The transcript has 4 exons. NCBI's taxonomy places the organism in Eukaryota, Fungi, Basidiomycota, Agaricomycetes, Russulales, Bondarzewiaceae.